AUGAAACAGUAAAAUGCUGGUGCUGUCUUCACACAAGUGGACUAAAGUGUGGUUACAACAUUCUAACUCUCCCAAUUAAUAAUCUGUGUCAUCAGUUUCACUUCUUCUCCAGUUCGUGGUGUGAUUGAGACAUUUCCUGGUUUCUGAGCUUCAUUAGAACCUGAUAAUACACUACAAAUAUUAUUAGCACUUUUUUUAUAGUCUACAAUUUAGCUUCAGACAGAUCUGCGAGUGAAUAACUGGAUGUAUAUUCCAUGUAACAGAAACACAAAGACACUGGGAUUACAGGUGUAUUAGAUCUAAAGUUUCCAAAUGUGACCCCCAUCUGUUAAUGAAUAUCUGUGUAUUAUUAGUCCACUUAAACAUGCAGAUAUAACCACAGAGACAGUAUUUUCAUUGCACUCAAAUCUGCUGCACAAGAGGGGAAAAUUGCAAUAUAAAAACCACCACAUAGCCCAAAAACCCCCAUCUACAUGUCGACCCGGAGGGAUUUCUCCACAUUUUCCAGCCUCAGCUCCUCUGCAGCCACACUCCACAUCAGCUGAUCCAUCACGUGAUCUGGUGUAGUGGUUUCACCCUUUUUGCAAAAUGGAGUUGUCUGAGUCUGUGCAGAGAGGGAUGCAAUCUCUAGCCCAUCCGUCCUCCUUCGAGCACAGCAGCUACCAGGUGCUGGUGGACGUGUCUUACCGGAGCCUGCUCUCCUCUGCAGCCGACCCCGGAGUCCUCGAUCAGCCCGAGCUGAAGCAGAUAGACCAGAUCCUGCUAAAACAGAGUCACACUGCAGCGACCACCUUCAUUCUGGAGGCUGUCAAACAAAACGCAGACAAGUCAACCAUAAGCUCCUGCCUUGAAGAACUAUCAUUCAGUGCAGACAGAAUAGAAAUAUUCUUUAGCACACACCAGAAACAUAGAAAGGAACUGGAGCGUCUCUUAGCAAGCAUAGGGAGGUGUCCACCUAAAAUCAACGAUGCUUCAUGGCGUCUACAGUACCAUGUGAAGAACGGUCAGGUGGAUAAGGUCAACGAGCCUUUCUACCUGAUUUCAUUAAACACUGAGAAUAAAGGACCCUCGGAAGAUAUCAACUUCACCUGCACAGUGGAGCAGCUACAGGAUUUGGUGGGAAAGCUCAAAGAUGCUGCCAAGAGUGUGGAGAAAGCCAGUCAGAUGUGAAGUCGGUGUCCAGUUUCUUCUUCAUUGCAAAGCACUGAACUUAAGGAUUUUCCCAUUGCACAUCUCUUUAUAGUUUAUUUUGUACCUGAGAUGACGUGACGUGUAUAAUACAUGUGAGAUAAUUAUCAUCCCAACGUGUGUGUUUCAAUUAAAAGAGAAGA
Messenger RNA from Anoplopoma fimbria (sablefish), 1331 nucleotides. It is a transcript of the gene commd3, whose product is annotated as COMM domain containing 3. The transcript is spliced from 8 exons. NCBI's taxonomy places the organism in Eukaryota, Metazoa, Chordata, Actinopteri, Perciformes, Anoplopomatidae. Gene Ontology annotation, biological process: sodium ion transport. Bases 589 to 1170 code for a protein of 193 amino acids. The record is from RefSeq and is a predicted model, not a curated record.